Molecule: messenger RNA, 912 nt
Organism: Neoarius graeffei (lesser salmon catfish)
Lineage: Eukaryota; Metazoa; Chordata; Actinopteri; Siluriformes; Ariidae
Product: centrosomal protein of 55 kDa-like
Exons: 6
Coding region: 1-912 (303 amino acids)
Biological process (GO): regulation of phosphatidylinositol 3-kinase/protein kinase B signal transduction; mitotic cytokinesis
Source: RefSeq, a predicted model, not a curated record
AUGGACCAGAUGGACACAUCCUUUGUGGUGUACAAAGGUGCUAGGAGGGUCACCCUGAAAGAGGAUGACAUGACUCUGGACAAAAUCGGCAGAAUAUUUCAGAUUUUGGACUUGAGCAGCCACAGUGGCAGGUGGGUAAAACAGUUAAUUUCCAACCUUGAUGUAUGGGCAGAGUGUACGCUGCGUCUCACAGGUGGACGGGCAGGUCAGUCAUCUGCCUCCAUGCAGCAGGAGAGCCAGAGGGAGAUGGAGGAGGAACGCAAACGGGCGUGCCACCUACAGGCCGAGCUUGAUGAGCUGAAGGCCAGGUAUGAAGAGAAGAGCCGCGAAGUGGUGCGAGCCCAGGAGGAGCUGCAAGAGGAGCGCAGAAGUGGCCGACGGAUUCCAGCAGAGGAAAGGAAGCUGAAUAUGGAGCAAGUAGCCAGGCUGCAGUGUGAGAUCGAGGCAGCUGAUGUAAGGAUCGAGGAGGAAAGGAAGAGAGCGGCCGAGUUGCUACUGCAGGUGAACCUUCUUCAGAAAUCUCUCCUGACUCAGCAUGAAGAUCAGAAAAGAAUAGCAGUUUUAGAGCAACAGAUCCAUUUGGUUGCUGGAAACUGUGAGACUGAGGAACGGGACCGUCAACAUCUAGAGCGCCAGCUCCAUAAAGCACUGAAGGAGCUUCGCAAGGCUCGAGACCAAAUCACACGCUUGGAGACAGCAAAACAGCACCAAGAAACUCGGUUCUCUGAGCCGAGCUCAUACAGGCUGGAUUUGGAGAUGACCAUUCAAGACCGCAUCCUGAACCCAACAUCUCCAGUAAAGAGCUCCAGCCUGUUAGAUGAGAGCUUUCUGGAGUGUCCCAAUUGCAGGGCCUCAUACCCUACAAGCCAGCACCGAGAGCUCCUUGCACAUCUUGAGUACUGCUUUAGUUAA